AUUUUUCUUUCAAACUUAUUUUCUUUAUUAAAGGAUAAAAAAAUGUCAUUUGGUAGACCACCAAAUAUUUCUACAUUCAAACCAACACCACCAGAAAAGGGAAGUUUUCCUUUAGAUCAUGAAGGUGAAUGCAAACAAUUUGUUAAAGAAUAUCUUGAAUGUUUGAAAAAAAAUCAAGGAAAUAAUGGAAAUUGUAGACAUCUAUCAAAAACCUAUUUAAAAUGUAGAAUGGAUAAAGGACUAAUGACACCUGAAGAAAUGAAAAAUUUAGGAUUUCAAGAUGAUGAAAUAAAAAGGACUGAAGAGAAAUAAAAAUCUCUUACUUUUUUUUUUUAAAAAA
Messenger RNA from Rhizophagus irregularis DAOM 181602=DAOM 197198, 340 nucleotides. The record is from RefSeq and is a predicted model, not a curated record. NCBI's taxonomy places the organism in Eukaryota, Fungi, Glomeromycota, Glomeromycetes, Glomerales, Glomeraceae.